AUGAUGCAGAAAAAUCAUAUAGAACUUAAUAAAAUCUAUUAAACAAGAAAAUUAACUUCAUCUUUAAUGUUGUAACUAAGGUUAUCCCAGAGUAAAACAAGUUUAUCACUGACGAUGGCAGAGAAUGGACCUAUGAUCACCUCAUUAUUGCGACUGGAAUAAAGGUCGAUUUCAAACGAAUCAAAGGAAGCAUUUGAUGACUCUAACUGCCCUGCAUGCUCUAUUUAUUGGAAAGACUAUGCUACUAAAUUCAAUUAAUUUGCUUAAGAAUUUAAAAGAGGCAAGUCCGUCUUCACUGAACCUUAAAUGCCUAUUAAGUGUGGUGGAGCUCCUUAAAAGGUUUUGUACUUGAAUGAAGAGCGUUUAAUGGUGUGA
This is a messenger RNA of Tetrahymena thermophila SB210, 375 nucleotides long. RefSeq lists its product as hypothetical. The transcript is spliced from 2 exons. Gene Ontology annotation, molecular function: sulfide:quinone oxidoreductase activity; FAD binding. Gene Ontology annotation, cellular component: mitochondrion. NCBI's taxonomy places the organism in Eukaryota, Ciliophora, Oligohymenophorea, Hymenostomatida, Tetrahymenidae. The record is from RefSeq and is a predicted model, not a curated record.